CCCUCGUCCACGAAGCUCCGCUGUCAUCCGUCGCUUGCCGGCUCCAUUGCACAUUCCACGCUGACUGCUCGGUCCUCGCUCACCCCGUUCUCUGUGACCCAACGCAUCAUGCCCCGCGAAGCUAGCCACGGCGCGUUGGCCGGAUCAGCUCAGACGUGCUGACGGGGAAUGAGAAACCGGACUUAGGCUUUCGGGAGCCCAAGGGAUGACUGAUAGACGGCGUGACCGAAUUGGUUGGUGGAUGGUGGAUGCGGGGAAAGUCGCCAUGCCGGCGGCACCAGUGCAUGACCGACCAUGACCGAGACAUCAUGGCGCGUCAUCGGGCGACGACGUAGGUGGCAGGCAGUAUAAGAAGCUCUGCCGCUCAUGGCAACCGCGAGCACUCUCACACCUGCCUCACAUCAAAAGCAAGUAGUCACAAUGCCCCCCAUCAAAGUCCUCAUCUUCGGUGUCACUGGCCAACAGGGCGGUUCAGUGGCCAAGUAUCUUCUUGAGGACGGCCCGGAGAAGUUCAAGCUGUCGGGCCUGACGCGCAACACGAGUAGCAAGCAUGCGCAGGCGCUGGCAGCACAGGGCGUCGAGAUGAUACAGGGCGACCUCGAUGACCCGGCCAGCUACGAUGCGGCGCUCAAGAACGCCGACGCCGUAUUCCUCAACACCAACUGGUGGCAAUGGUACGAUGGCACCAACCCCGACGAGUGCACGCAGAAGGAGGGCAAGCAGGCAAUGGACGUGGUCGACGUCUGCCACAAGUACGGCAACAAGCAACUGGUAUACAGCUCGCUCGAAUCGUUCGAUAUCAAUGGCCAGAAGGUGCCGCACACCGAGAGCAAGACGUAUAUCCGCGAACACAUCGAGAAAGUCGGCCUCCCUACCGUCUACGUCAACGCAACCUACUACAUGUCCAACGUCCUGGGCUACCCGACUGAGGAGAAGGCGGACGGCACCAUUGUUCUAAAGUGCCCCCUCCCGGACCAGAGCACUAUCCCGCAGGUGCCGAUCGAGCAGCUGGGACUCUGGGUCCGCCUUGCCCUGCGCGACUGGAACGCGUGGAAGGGUAAGACGAUUGACUGCGUCACCGACAAGCUCUCGGUUAAGCGGAUCACCGAAGUCCUCUCUGAGGUCACCGGCAAGAAGUUUGACACGAUGCACGUCACUCUUGAGUGGUUUGAGAGCGACGAGGCCCGUGCUCCUAACCCCGAGAUGCACCUCAACUCGUACGUGUUCGUCAAGGACCUCAUCGACCCGCCUAUUAAGCAGUCGCGUGGCCUCGUCGAAGGCUCGUGGGACUUCGGGGAGUGGUGCCUUCACGCUGGAGGCGUAGAAAAGAAGUGGAGUCUCAAGAAGUAAUCGUACUGCCAUCGCAUGAUGUAUUUAUUCUGGUGUGCGCGGCAUGGCGGUG
Messenger RNA from Cutaneotrichosporon oleaginosum, 1402 nucleotides. RefSeq lists its product as uncharacterized. The record is from RefSeq and is a predicted model, not a curated record. Gene Ontology annotation, cellular component: nucleus. Lineage: Eukaryota; Fungi; Basidiomycota; Tremellomycetes; Trichosporonales; Trichosporonaceae.